AUGGCAAUUGGAAAAGAGAAAAACAGCAAGAAUAUACCAUUCUUUAUUGGGUCAGCAGCUGUAACAGAAGCUGAAGCACCACUCACCAACGCAAGCCAUGGGGAGAACAGCAGCAGUAGCAGUAUUUGCCGUCUUGGCAGUGAACAGUGCAGCAGCAUUGGGCGUGCACACCCCUGCGUGUUGCAGGUGGUGGUGCUGGUGAAGCAGUUGCUGGAAGAGACGCAGGAGGUGGCGGAGUUGGCAGGGAAGGUGCCCGAGAGGAAGUUGUUGGAGAGGACGAUUGCCUUGAGCGAUGCUGACACCGGUGGCACGCGCACUGCCAGGUUGGUGAGGGACUCACAGCACUGCCAGGUUGGUGAGGGACUCACAGCACUGCCAGGUUGGUGGGGGACUCACAGCACUGCCAGGUUGGUGGGGGACUCACAGCACUGCCAGGUUGGUGAGGGACUCACAGCACUGCCAGGUUGGUUGGUGAGGGACUCACAGCACUGCCAGGUUGGUGAGGGACUCACAGCACUGCCAGGUUGGUGGGGGACUCACAGCACUGCCAGGUUGGUGAGGGACUCACAGCACUGCCAGGUUGGUGAGGGACUCACAGCACUGCCAGGUUGCACUGCCAGGUUGGUGGGGGACUCACAGCACCGCCAGGUUGGUGGGGGACUCACAGCACUGCCAGGUUGGUGGGGGACUCACAGCACUGCCAGGUUGGUGAGGGACUCACAGCACUGCCAGGUUGGUGAGGGACUCACAGCACUGCCAGGUUGCACUGCCAGGUUGGUGAGGGACUCACAGCACUGCCAGGUUGGUGAGGGACUCACAGCACUGCCAGGUUGGUGGGGGACUCACAGCACUGCCAGGUUGGUGAGGGACUCACAGCACUGCCAGGUUGGUGAGGGACUCACAGCACUGCCAGGUUGCACUGCCAGGUUGGUGAGGGACUCACAGCACUGCCAGGUUGGUGGGGGACUCACAGCACUGCCAGGUUGGUGGGGGACUCACAGCACUGCCAGGUUGGUGAGGGACUCACAGCACUGCCAGGAUGGUGAGGGACUCACAGCACUGCCAGGUUGCACUGCCAGGUUGGUGGGGGACUCACAGCACUGCCAGGUUGGUGAGGGACUCACAGCACUGCCAGGUUGGUGGGGGACUCACAGCACUGCCAGGUUGGUGAGGGACUCACAGCACUGCCAGGUUGGUGGGGGACUCACAGCACUGCCAGGUUGCACUGCCAGGUUGGUGGGGGACUCACAGCACUGCCAGGUUGGUGGGGGACUCACAGCACUGCCAGGUUGCACUGCCAGGUUGGUGAGGGACUCACAGCACUGCCAGGUUGGUGAGGGACUCACAGCACUGCCAGGUUGGUGGGGGACUCACAGCACUGCCAGGUUGGUGAGGGACUCACAGCACUGCCAGGUUGGUGAGGGACUCACAGCACUGCCAGGUUGCACUGCCAGGUUGGUGAGGGACUCACAGCACUGCCAGGUUGGUGAGGGACUCACAGCACUGCCAGGUUGCACUGCCAGGUUGGUGAGGGACUCACAGCACUGCCAGGUUGGUGGGGGACUCACAGCACUGCCAGGUUGGUGGGGGACUCACAGCACUGCCAGGUUGGUGAGGGACUCACAGCACUGCCAGGUUGGUGAGGGACUCACAGCACUGCCAGGUUGCACUGCCAGGUUGGUGAGGGACUCACAGCACUGCCAGGUUGGUGAGGGACUCACAGCACUGCCAGGUUGGUGGGGGACUCACAGCACUGCCAGGUUGGUGAGGGACUCACAGCACUGCCAGGUUGGUGGGGGACUCACAGCACUGCGAGGUUGCACUGCCAGCUUGGUGAGGGACUCACAGCACUGCCAGGUUGGUGGGGGACUCACAGCACUGCCAGGUUGGUGGGGGACUCACAGCACUGCCAGGUUGGUGGGGGACUCACAGCACUGCCAGGUUGGUGAGGGACUCACAGCACUGCCAGGUUGCACUGCCAGGUUGGUGAGGGACUCACAGCACUGCCAGGUUGGUGGGGGACUCACAGCACUGCCAGGUUGCACUGCCAGGUUGGUGAGGGACUCACAGCACUGCCAGGUUGGUGGGGGACUCACAGCACUGCCAGGUUGGUGGGGGACUCACAGCACUGCCAGGUUGGUGAGGGACUCACAGCACUGCCAGGUUGGUGAGGGACUCACAGCACUGCCAGGUUGCACUGCCAGGUUGGUGAGGGACUCACAGCACUGCCAGGUUGGUGAGGGACUCACAGCACUGCCAGGUUGGUGGGGGACUCACAGCACUGCCAGGUUGGUGGGGGACUCACAGCACUGCCAGGUUGGUGAGGGACUCACAGCACUGCCAGGUUGGUGGGGGACUCACAGCACUGCCAGGUUGGUGAGGGACUCACAGCACUGCCAGGUUGGUGGGGGACUCACAGCACUGCCAGGUUGGCUCCCACUCGCCACAGUGCCACCUGUCCCUGCCAGCGUGCAGACAGCGUUUGCCGCCCACCCUGUGUGCGUCACUCCCAAGGCUGUCUUGAUGCUCAACAGCGCUGCCACUGUGGGUGGGGAAGGGAGAGGGAGGGAUGAUGAAAAGGAGUUGACGGGUACAGCUGGCAGCAAGGAGCACGCCAAAGGGAGCGCAGGGGUAUUGGGGCUGUUGAUCAAGGAGAGGGAUGCGAGGGAUUCAGAUGUGGGCUGGCAGGUGGACGCACCACCGCCGCCACACAACACCCCCGUGCCAUCGGCACUGCUGCAGAUACUGCACGUGGCUCUCUGA
Closterium sp. Naga37s-1 is the source of this 2763-nucleotide messenger RNA. The record is from the annotation of a GenBank genome assembly. Lineage: Eukaryota; Viridiplantae; Streptophyta; Zygnematophyceae; Desmidiales; Closteriaceae.